Molecule: messenger RNA, 2397 nt
Organism: Stomoxys calcitrans (stable fly)
Lineage: Eukaryota; Metazoa; Arthropoda; Insecta; Diptera; Muscidae
Exons: 13
Coding region: 88-2295 (735 amino acids)
Biological process (GO): proteolysis
Molecular function (GO): serine-type endopeptidase activity
Source: RefSeq, a predicted model, not a curated record
UCUAAGGUUAGUUGAGGUUUGCGCGGAAUCGAGAUAAGUUCAGCUAUACUACGUUUCCGCGUUUUAAUCCAAACAAACGAUUGAAACAUGUUUUCGAUCGCCGGUGUUAUCAUCACCAUCACCGUCUGUUCGUUAUUUUCUGCUCAAACUGUGAACGGCCAAUAUGAAAGUGAGUGCCGCCUACCGAAUGGCCAAACCGGCCAAUGCAUGCCGGUUAGAUCAUGCAAACCCACCUUUGACAUCUUGAAUAGGGCCCUUUUGGAGAAGCGAAUGAUGACCCCACCUGAAAUUGUACAAUUGCAGUCCUUUUAUUGUGGAACCUUUUCCAAUGUGGUCCACGUUUGUUGCUCACCUUCUGAUUUACAACUUAAUCCCGAUGCCAUGGAGAUAUUAACUAAACAAAAAUGUGGCAUCAUAACUACCGACAAAGUAUCGUAUGGUGUGGAGGCAGCUCUAUUCGCUUUUCCUUGGAUGGCUCUCCUGCUUUAUAAUGACACAAGAAAUCCCCGCAUAUGCGGAGGUGCCUUGAUUAGCGAACAAUACGUACUAACAGCGGCGCAUUGUAUUCGUGACGAUUUAUAUCAAGUGCGUUUGGGUGAGCAUCGUAUUAGCACCGAAAAGGAUUGCAUACGGAAUGGCACGCUUUGUGCUCCACCUGUAGAAAAUGUCGGAAUAGAAGCCAUUAUAAAACACCAUAACUAUGCGAAGUUGUCACAUGACAUCGCUCUGCUAAGACUGGAUAGAAAAAUUGCACCACAAAUGCAUAUAAAGCCCAUCUGUUUACCCAUAUAUGAUGAUUUGAGAACACGGAGCCAUGAAUACUAUGUGAUAUCUGGAUGGGGUCGAACACACAAUGCUCCCAUGUCUGAUGUUUUAAUGGCAGCUUUGGUACCUCUGGUAGAACGUUCAGAAUGUCAAACAAUUUUGUCGCGAUAUAAACUUCGUCGCAUGCUCUCCAAUGGCCACAUUUGUGCUGGCAAUCAGAAUUUAAUCGAUGUUUGUAAGGGAGAUUCUGGCGGUCCCUUGGGUUUUAAGGAUAAUUAUGGUGGUCGCAUACGUUUCGUCAUGUACGGUGUGGUCAGUUUCGGAGUAGAUUUAUGCGGUUUGGGUGAUGCUCCCAAUGUCUACACUAAUGUUUCAAAUGUUAUGCAAUGGAUUUCCGAUAAUAUCACCAAAAAAAAAGUGAAAACCGAAAACAACAUGAUUAUAUUAUCAACGUUUGUACUCAUCAUAAGUCUGGUGUCCCAAAGUCUAUGUGAAUAUGGAUCAGAAUGCAAAACACCCAAUAUUGGUGAGGGAAUUUGUGUUCCCAUUAGAUCUUGCAAGCCGGCAUACGAUUAUUUCACUCGACUAACUCAAACUGGUGGCAAUAUAUCGGACAGUGAAAGGCUGCACAUCCAAAAUUUGCAUUGUGGAACAUUUAGAGGGGUCCACCACAUCUGUUGUGACCCAGCGGAGGUGCAAUUGAAUCCGGAUGGCUUAAGUGUCUUGCAAAAUCAGAAAUGCGGUAUUUACACCACAGAUAAAGUUACCAAUGGUUUUGAGGCUCGAUUGUCUGGAUUUCCAUGGAUGGCUUUAUUCAUAUACGAUGAUGAAAGCAAUCCCUACAAAUGUGCGGGAUCUUUAAUAAGUCAGCAACAUGUUUUAACGGCCGCCCAUUGUAUUAGAGGCAGAGAAUCAACGAUAAUAGCAAUUCGAUUGGGUGAACAUCGAAAAAGUACCACUCGCGACUGUUUUACCUUGAUGGAACAAGAGAAGUGCGCUCCUCCCGUGGAAGAUAUUGGAAUUGAGGAAUUCAUAUUACAUUCUAACUAUCGUGGUGUCUACAAUGAUAUUGCUUUAGUACGUCUGAAUCGCAAGGUGGAAUUUAAAGAACACAUUAAACCCAUUUGUCUUCCCAUCUAUGAUAACUUAAGGACGAAACUUUAUGAGCGUUAUAUUAUAUCCGGAUGGGGCGGAACCGAAACAGGGAAUUCAUCUGAUGUCCUAAGAAUUGCAGUGGUACCUCGUGUGGAGACAGCAUCGUGUCAAGUUCAAUUACAACCAUGGGGUCUACAGAACGAAUUAAAUGAACAGCAUAUAUGUGCCGGUGGAGAAAAUCUGGUCGAUUCUUGUAAAGGAGAUUCGGGUGGACCCAUGGGCUUUGGUGAUUUAUAUAAUGGCCGGCCACGUUUCAUACAAUAUGGCAUUGUUUCGGUUGGACUGCUCAAGUGUGGUGUUGAGAAUUUGCCUGGAAUUUAUAUGAAUGUUUCAAAUUACCUACAAUGGAUUACAGAUCAUAUAAGGGUUGAAUGACGAAUGGCAAAAAAUAAUAAUAAGCAUAUGUUACCAAACUAGAGAAAAAGAAAAAUAUUAAAUUUAGAGAAGAUAUAGUAAAAUAAUCAAAGCUUAAACGAA